AUGAGUAACAACAGUGUGGGUCUGUCGCCCGUGUUGCCCCUCAAUAGUUUCGGGAAUGUGCUGAUGUUUCUUUUCAGCAUAGCGCUGGCGGCCGCAAUUAUUUUCCUCAACAUCUCCGUGUUUCUCUCAAUCAUGAUGAACAAGUCGCUGCGCAGCGAGAACCGCUUCAUGUACAUGCUGAGUACCUCUUCCAGCGACAUCUGCUCUGGGGUAUCCUAUUACUAUGUGGGCGUCCUCGACGUGAGGGACAGCUAUGACUCCCCUAAAAGAACGUUUUACAUCGCUCCCACGUUCCUGGGGCUCUCGUACAUGGCUAUACUGGCUGCACAGUCCGAUAGGUAUCACGCCGUGACAGCACCUUUUAAAUACUCCCAGAGAAUUACCCGCAACAGGACCCUGCUUGUCAUUCUAUUUUACUGGGUUUACGCUUUUGUCAUCGUGGCGGUGAACAAUCUAGUUCCAAUGGGGAUCGCGAAACAAGUCACAGGUUUCGGGACCUUCGUUGCGAACAUUUUCACUGUGAUCAUUAUGAUAGGCCUGAAUAUUAGACUGUUCUUCAUAGCUAAAUUCCAGUUGGAGAGAGAGCCGCCCUCGGUGGAGAGAGAGAACAAGCGCUCUUCGGUGUACCUAAUCAUAGUAGUGGCAGUGUUUUUCCUGGCGGCAUGGUUACCCAUUUUCAUCCAUAUCAUUUGUUGUAAUUUUAUCGGGUCUACAUGUUAUUCGUUUAGAAACGAAGGAACCGAUCCCCUUAGAAUUCUUCCACGCUUAAAUGCGGUGUUAACCCCGCUGUUGUACAUCAGAGGCUGUGCCUCUCUCAGGGCGACGCUGUUCACCAAGGUUUGGAAACCUUGCUGUAGAAGAAGGUAAUAGUCAUGCAUUUUGGGCACCUUUCUUGUAAUCUUCAAUUGGAGUCUUUACGUGUUUAGGGCACAUUUCUACCCAAAAGUAUUUUAUGUUCAGAAAAGGUCUUUGGAAUGCCUGCACACUAACUCUCCAAAAGUUGAUUAUGCAAUUAAAAAUGUUCGGUUGGCAAUAAUUUAUAAUUUGUCAUUAGUUGAGAUAAAUGCCAAUAUGCGUGUGCACAUCUAUUUGUUUUCAUGUAAAAUAUUAUACAUCUUAUUAGGAUUUAUAUCUUACAUCUGACUGAUAUAGCCUAACUGAUUUAUGCUUCCAAAAAAUGGAAGUUGUAUUUUAAAGUGAGCUUGCUGCCAAGGCGUGUCGAGCAUCAUUCUAAAAAUCAUGGGCAUUAAUAUAGAGUUGGUCCCCCCUUUGCUGCUAUAACAGCCUCCACUCUUCUGUGAAGGCUUUCCACUAGAUGUUGGAACAUUGCUGCUGGGACUUGCUUCCAUUCAGCCACAAGAGCAUUAGUGAGGUCGGCACGGAUGUUGGGCGAUUAGGCCUGGCUCGCAGUUGCCAGUUCCAAUUCAUCCCAAAGGUGUUCGAUGGGGUUGAGGUCAGGGCUCUGUGCAGGCCAGUCAAGUUCUUUCAGCAUUGUUAUGCUGAAACAGGAAAGGGCCUUCCCCAAACUGUUGCCACAAAGUUGUAAGCACAGAAUCGACUAGAAUGUCAUUGUAUGCUGUAGCGUUAAGAUUUCCCUUCACUGGGACUAAGGGGCCUAGCCCAAACCAUUAUUCCUUCUCCACUUCUCUAUGCAUUGGGGCAGGUAGCGUUCUCCUGGCAUCCGCCAAACCCAGAUUAAUCUGUCGGACUGCCAGAUGAUGAAGUGUGAUUCAUCACUCUAUAGAACGCGUUUCCACUGCUCCAGUCCAAUGGCGGUGAGCUUAACAUCACUCCAGCCGAUGCUUGGCGUUGUGCAUGGUGAUCUUAGGCUUGUGUGCGGCUGCUCUGCCAUGAAAACCCAUUUAAUGAAGCUCCCGAUGAACAGUUAUUGUGCUGACGUUGCUUCCAGAGGCAGUUUGGAACUUGGUAGUGAGUGUUGCAACCAAGGACCGAUUAUUUUUAUGCGGCUGAGCCGUUGUUGCUCCAAGACGUUUCCAUUUCACAAUAACAGCACUUACAGUUGACCGGGCCAGCUCUAGCAGGGCAGAAAUUUGACGAACUGACUUGUUGGAAAGGUGGCGUCAUAUGUUGGUGCCACGUUGAAAGUCACUGAGCUCUUCAGUAUGGGCCAUUCUACUGCCAAUGUUUGUCUAUGGAGAUUGCAUGGCGGUGUGCUCGAUUUUAUGCCCCUGUCAGCAACGGGUGUGACUGAAAUCGCCGAAGCCACUAAUUUGAAAGGGUGUCCACAUACCAUUUUAGACCUCAUCAUCCAGAUUUCGUGUAAUGACUUGAACAGUAGUGCUUUAAAUGUAAAUUUUUACAGAUAUCUUUUUGAAACAAUUACUUGUCAUACUGUGGAGAGUUCUAUUGGAAAAUUAUUGCAUAUAUAAAUAGGUCUCCAUAUAUAAAUGAAAUUCUCCAACUCAUGUCUCCAACCAGUUCUUUGUGAGUUUUAUGUUGGAAAACGCCUCAGACAUUAUGUUGAAUCAAUAACAAUGACCAACCAAUUUUAUAAAACUGUCUGUUAAAAUAUACACAAUUUGAUAUCUCUGGCAUAUCCUAGUUUUAUGAUAGAAAAUGCCUCAAACGUCAUGAUUUUCACCUUAACAUCAGAACUAUGUUUAAAAUAAUGUUUCAAGUUUAAAACACACAAUAGUGUCUAAUAUCAUUUAAUCAGAAUUUCCUCUGUUCAAAUUCUCCAAAUCACGUCCUCUACCAGUCCUGUAUGAGUUGUAUGUUGGGAAAUUUCUCUAACAUGAUGUUGGAUCAAACUAAUGACCAAUCGUUGAAAACUGUCAAAAUGUACAUUGCUCUGUUAAAACACACACAAUUUGAUAUCUCCAGCGGACCUCUGCUAGUUUAUGGUAGAACAUUUCUCAAACGCAAUCAUGAUUUUCUUUUAAUAUCAGAACUGUGUUUAAAAGAAUAAUUCAAGUUUAAAACACACAAUAGUGUUCUCCUAUCAUUUAGAACAAUUUUCCUCUAAGAUUCUCCAAGUCAUGUCUUCUACAAAGUCCUGUAUGAGUUGUACAUUGGAAAAUGCCUCUAGCGUGAUGGUUGAAACUGUCUAAUGGUUGAAACCCAUCUAAAAGUAUGUUUUGCUUAGGCAAUGAUAAAGUUAUAUAUUAUUAGCCUAUGAUAAUUCAAUGUUUCAUUUAUUUCUAAAGUAGCCUAUUAAUUUGCCAUGGUAAGGUAGCCUUCCUCUCCUUUGAGGAAAACCAAUUUUUCCUUAUAGGCAAUUUGGAUGAAAAGUUCGUUAAAGUCGAAAUUUGAAAAUGACCUGAAGGCUAAUGGUUGUUUAACAUCUGAAUGCUUCUGUGUCCUCUUUUCUCUAGCGUGAGUCCAGGACGACCUGGACCUAA
Coregonus sp. 'balchen' is the source of this 3362-nucleotide messenger RNA. Lineage: Eukaryota; Metazoa; Chordata; Actinopteri; Salmoniformes; Salmonidae. The record is from the annotation of a GenBank genome assembly.